CGGAGCAGGAAUUCCGGCUAUGCGCCGAUGACAGCGUCGCCGAUGGGGCAACACCGAUUCUGACCUCCCUCUGGCGUUACGAAUAACCAGCUGCAGGGCCACUUGGCAGCAGUGACCCCGCAGAUACGCACAGCUGUGUGGGGGCCGACGGCUUGAGUCAGACUCUGAGGACGGCGGAGGAAGCCCUGAUGCUCCUAGUUGGAUCGGUGCCUUUUCUCCACACGAACUAGACUGAUUAUGGAUUUGUUCGGGUUGCUGCAUUUGGACGAGCUGUCCCAUGGACUGGCAAACUUGUCCAUGUUUCCAUACUUUGACAUAGCGCACUACAUCGUGUCGAUCAUGGCUCUGAGGGAGCAGCCAGGUGCUCUCGAGGUCUCCAGAGUCAGCCCCUUGGCCUGCUGGUUCAGCUCCAUGCUCUUCUGUUUCGGUGGAGCCGUGCUGUCGGGCAUCAUGCUGGCCGAGCCGGUUGUUGCACCUUUGUCCAACAGCACCAGUAUCCUGCUUGCUUCGAUCACCUGGUACCUAGUGUUUUACUGCCCCAUGGACCUGGUGUACUGUAGUGCUGCCCUGCUGCCUCUCAGGCUGGUGCUGUCAGCGAUGAAGGAGGUGACCAGGACAUGGAAGGUGCUCGGGGGGGUCAUCCAGGCACACGGCAAAUUCAAAGACAGCCUGCUGGUUAUGAUAGCCAAUGGAUGGGCUAAAGGUGCUGGAGGUGGUCUGAUAAGUAAUUUCGAGCAGCUUGUUCGAGGCGUAUGGAAACCAGAGACUAAUGAGCUCCUAAAAAUGUCUUAUCCCACCAAGAUCACCCUGAUAGGAGCGGUGCUGUUUGCUCUGCAGCAGACCCACUACCUGCCUCUGCAGACGCACCACCUGAUGCUCAUCUACACCGUCUUCACCGUCGUCAACAAGUCAAGGAUGAUGCUGACAGGCUCCUCCGCCUCACCAUUCGCUGUCAUCGAGUCGGCCGUCUACAAGACCCUCUUCACUGGCAGCUCCCCUUAUGCUGCCCUCACCGACGAGACAAAGAACAGGUGUAUCGAUCACGGUGCAACCAACGGGGCGACCUCCACCGCCGGAACCAAAGAGAUUGGCGAGAAUGGAGCAGCGGUGAAAAAGACCCCGGUUUCUCCAGUCAAGGGACAAAGUGGAUCGCUCAAAGCCAAAGAAGAGUCAGAGAACGCAGAUAAAACAGACUGCAAGAAGAAAAAAUAGUCAGCCUCCGCCCCAUAGCGCCUUUUCACCUCUAAGCAGGGUUGUGGAGUCAUUUCUGAUUCAGAUUUGUCACGUCAGUACUUCAACUUUUGUCACGUCAGUACUUCAACUUUAUGUGCUAUUUUUCUUUUAUCAAGACAUAUGUGACCGUCUAAACAAUAUGUCUAUUAUUCAUUACUUAGACUGCAAUUUAAAUCUGACUGCUGAAAUAGAAUUUAAAUAAGAGCUGACUCCAACCAACCUUGCACCUUAUUGUGAGAUAAUCACCCCGUCCUUAAAGUACUGUGAUAUGACUGCUGUUGGAUGUGAACGUCAUACUAUCCACGGGCUGUGGAUAGUAUUUGUAGUACAACGUGUAGCUUAAUUUUUAAUAUAUAUUUAUAAUGAGUUAAAACUGUUGGCUUGUAUCCUUGGGUUUUUGGGAACAGAGCUGUGCACCUGCUGAUCUUUGAAUGUCUAUGUAUCUUUUUUCUGCUUCAUGUAAAUGCUAUAUUUCCUACUCUGAAAUGGUGAGAAACAUUUUAUAAAAGAAAUUAUAUAUUACAAUACUCAGAUAUUUUAUUCUAUUUAUAUUAAAUGAUUUCACACUUGAAUGAACAUUUCAAAAUAGAAGACACUUUUUGAUUGUAUUCUGUUUCUUUGGUGAAUGCUUUGAAUUACACUUAAAAGCAUGAGAAUAAACGGGUUAAAUGCA
Messenger RNA from Anoplopoma fimbria (sablefish), 1906 nucleotides. RefSeq names its product transmembrane protein 38B (gene tmem38b). Gene Ontology annotation, biological process: potassium ion transmembrane transport. Lineage: Eukaryota; Metazoa; Chordata; Actinopteri; Perciformes; Anoplopomatidae. Gene Ontology annotation, cellular component: membrane. Bases 238 to 1212 code for a protein of 324 amino acids. The record is from RefSeq and is a predicted model, not a curated record. Gene Ontology annotation, molecular function: potassium channel activity; identical protein binding. The transcript is spliced from 6 exons.